Schizophyllum commune H4-8 is the source of this 1578-nucleotide messenger RNA. RefSeq lists its product as uncharacterized. The coding region runs from base 1 to 1578 and encodes 525 amino acids. The transcript has 14 exons. Lineage: Eukaryota; Fungi; Basidiomycota; Agaricomycetes; Agaricales; Schizophyllaceae. The record is from RefSeq and is a predicted model, not a curated record.
AUGUCCAGCGUCUUCAGAGGCUCCCAGGAUUCAUGUAGGCGUGGCGACCUCGAUCUACAGAUGUACUCCUGCAUGAUAGCUACACCUUCACGUGCGCCGCUGUACAAGUCAACCAGCUUCACAACAUUCACGUUCAGCGCCACAGCUAAAGCUUCUCUACUGAAUGCCCGCGUGCUCGAGGGUGGUGGGCUCCCACCCCGCCGGUUACAAUCGCACGAGCCGCCGAAGGACCUUCUCCCGCCGAUAGCGCAUGCAACAGCCGCCGACGGCUCGCAGGGCGUCAGCGCCUCUGUGCUUGCUCGCACGCUGCUCGUCCACGCCGUGAGCGUAUCACAAGGGCUAUCAGGCGCGUGGUCAAUGGUCCGGCUCUUCCUGGCUAUCUAUAUCCGCUUCUGCAUCUGCUCCCAUCGUAUCGGCGGUAUGUCUGUGCACCUGUACAUCCGGAGUCCCACUCCAGAACAUGGACACGACUGCGCGCUAUGCUUCCGUGUCAAGAUGGAGCACACUGUCACUGAGUUUAAUGAGGAAUAUAGAUCCCUGCCUACCCGUCUUCACGUCGGGCUGUUGGCCGCGCCCCCGCAAGAGAAGCACUGGCUAUUCCUGAAGAGGGGUCAUGUCUGCUUUGUAUUCUGUCCACGUCGAACCGUGGGAUCGCACCAGAUAGACUUUUGUGGACAUCUCGGAGUGCAACUGUCUGGCGUGUUGAUAGGCGUUGCCUCAACGGUCAACCGCCGCCUUGCUGGCCACGGUAUCAAUCGCUACUUGGGCUCCCCAAUGCAGAGCUGUGUCGUCGUUUGGAAUGAUACAGUUGCAGGAUGCUACGCUUCGACUGAAUGUCCCCAUCGAGGCGAGGGAGCAAGAGGCCUAUCUCGCACGACCGUCCCUGCUGGCUCACAUAUCGGCGGAAUCUUUCAGAUAAUCGUUAUCAAGACCGCGCGGUGCGAGGCAGGCCCGGUCAUCCUGCCCGAACGUGCAUCCUCUUCCCUUCGGAUGCGAGUUAUGCCUCCAAGAAUAACAGACUUUAGACACGAGAAAUCUCGUUAUGGCCGUAAGCUGCGGCAGGAAGUGCGAAGACUGUUGGCCUGCGCCUACGACUCGCCUAAUACGAAUGGACUGGCAAAGCCCAUGCUCUACAUACCCGCCGUAUGCGUCGCCACGUCGUGGUCGGUUGGUCCACUUGCUGAGAGAUUGGUAGAGCUCUACAGAUACCAGAUACGCGACAAGAGACUCGGUCGACGCGCGUUCAACCAUGCUGAUUCAAACUUCAACCUCGCGCGCUUGCUUGACAUGGCGGACAAGGAGCUGGACUGCCAAACGCCUGUUCAGGCCGCGCGUGAAGCGCACAAGGGAAGUGUUGCAAAGUUGCUUUUGAGGCAACAGUGCAUCGGCAGUCGCCGAGCAUCCUGCGACGAUCCACAGACGCUUGAGUCGACCCAACAGCUCUGCCUCCGCCGGGAACAACAGGCUGCCUCGCUGCUCGCGCCCUCGUGGUUUUCAUAUCGAGGACCCUAUCCUCUGCGAUCCCCGACCGUUAUUGCGAAGAUGAUGCUGCCGCCGUUUACCGCCAUCGCGAAGUGA